CGGGAAGGACGGCGAGGCGGCCGGGAGGCUCCGAGUGGCGGUCGACAUGUUUCGGGCGCCGGAGAGCAAGGGAGGCCGGGCCAGCUCCAGCUUGUAGAGCAAUGGGUAUUGGGAGUCACAUAGAGUCGCCAGAGCUGGCGGUGUCCUGCCGCUGGAGGAGCCAGCUUGCGUUGUCCAGCUGGUUUUUCAGCUGCCUAAGAGUUUUCGUUUUUGUGAGCCUUUUCUGUGACCCAGCCCCACAAUAAAAGCAGAAGAAUGUGACGUCUGUUGAGGGCCAUGAAGCCCCCGGGAGGAGAGCCGAGUGAUCGUCCAGAAGAAGCCGCACCUCCACGCAGGCCAGACAGGAUGGCAUCUAAUAUUUUUGGAUCAACUGAAGAACCUCAGAACAUACCCAAAAGGACCAAUCCCCCUGGGCAGCCCAGAAGAGAACCUGCUGGUGUGUCCAGCCCCGCAGACUCCGGGGAGGGCCUAAUGGAGCACGUUCGGAGCAAGGGACUUGCCACCGGCCGUCACUGGAAGUUAACCAAGGCUGGUCGGGUGCCGUGUUUCAUCUACUCUUCUGGUUUAGACCUCCUCCUGACAGUGGUGAUUGAUACAGGGGGGAAAGGAAGUGGUAUAUUUGAUGAAUCCAUGCCUGUGCAGACUCGACAGCGUCUGAACCCCCCUGGUGGGAAGACCAGUGACAUUUUUGGCUCCCCAGUCGCUGCUACUUCACCCAUGGCACACCCAAACAAACCCAAGGACCACGUGUUCCUGCGUGAGGGAGAGGACACACUGGACCUUAGAGCCGCAGCCAGCGCCUCCCCCAGACAAGAGCCGGGUGAGCCAGGUGGCCCAAGAGAAGCAGCCCACGCCCAGGAGCCUGCGCCCACCGUUGACAGCCAUGAGCCCAGGCUGGGCCCGAGGCCUCGCUCCCACAACAAAGUCCUGAACCCGCCUGGAGGCAAGUCCAGCAUCUCCUUCUACUAAGACGCUGCUGCGUCCCCCAUAGCCAGACAAGAAACUCGAGAGAUAGGAUUUCAAAAUUAUAGUUUCUUUAGCCUGAAGGAGCGGGGUGGGGAAGAGGGUCUGUUGGGUGGACACCUGAAGCUGCUCCUCCGGCUCCACUGCCAUCACGAGAAGCCGGAGACCUCGCCUCCCGGAAACCAAGGGAGGAAAUGUGAUCCCUGGUGUGAGAGGAGCUCUCUGGUGGGUGGGCAGGGAGGUGGUGCCAGGCAGGUGCGCCUGAGGCGUGGGGUCUUCACGUCCUUGGUGUGUUGGCUAAUUGGGUAUCUAGGAGUCACUAACGCAGUAGCAGAGUUUAAAGUCUUUGAGAGAAAUCCAAAAACCACGUGUCCGUUACUGUGGGAUAGAAGAGCAAGACACACUUUAACCCUAGCGGGGUGGGGAGGGUGGGUAUCUGGAUAGACCCCUCAGAUCCUGAUGCCGUUUACCCUUCAUGGACACGGUCUCUGUUUCUGGGACUUCGUCCCCAGUGUUUUUCACUUCCGUUCCACAGAUUUUCUUGAAACAUCGUCAUUGCUUUUCCUCAGCAGCUGUCAACAAAAAACCAAAAUGUUUUUCUCAGUCUUAUGACUUUAUGGAAAGAUUUUGUACCCUGAUCUCCCAAGGUGCCCCGCUUCUGCCCUCGCAAUCCUUGGCCAGAUCUUACAUAGAAAUCUCUCCCUUUCGUCCACGAGAGCCUGGUUUUGGGCUCUUUACAGUUUUGCUUGUGAAUUGUUCCUUUUUUCCUCAUCAGCCUUAAGCCUAGGCCUUUGCUCCUCACUAAUGAUGUGGACGGUUCCCUUCACCAGCAACACUUCCUAUCUACAAGGCCACUAACUUUUAUAGGACUUUAAAACUACCCAGAUAUAUCCAGGUAAUGGGAUUGUUUAACUCCUUCAUGUGUCUUCCUUUAUAUUCCUGCUGACAGUGGGAAGAAGAGAUGCUUGAGAACCUUGGGUUCUUAGGUUUGGAUUCUGUCAUAAUAGCUCAAGACCCGUUCUCAAGUACCUGCUUUACAUCAGUAACUGUUGACUCUGGUCUGUUUCUGACACCUUUCUAGAAAAAAGUCUUGCUCAGGUACACCAAAGAGGAAGGAAAGUGUUCUUAGGCCACCCUUUAUAAAGCUUUGCAGAACCUCUGGAUCAUAUUCACAGUUUCCAGACGAGUCUUAGAGACCUUAGGCCAAGAGAUUAAAUAGUUUGGCAGUAAAGUCUCAACUGGCCCAUUCCAUGAUAUUUGCCAGCAAAGAUAAUGGGCUGGCAAGAAUCGUGCUGCUGUAAUCUGUCAGGUGAAAGUUUCUCCCAUUUAGCCUCUAAAGGGCUAAGGUGUUGGUUCCUGUACUGCAGUCACAUGGGACCAACAGUUUGGGUUGGAGCUACUGGUCCGAGUGCCUACAAAGCUAAUGCAGGUGCUAAAACUGUCUUCAUCGUUAAAAUGUAGUCACACUCCUAGUGGCCUGGACGCUCAAGUGCCUGCAGAAGCUCCCUGCCAAGCUCCACAUCCUCCACCGGCGCUGGGGGGUUCACACGGUGCUUUGCCAAGCAAAGACACUUUGCUUUUCUGUCCCCCUGUUGACUUUGGAGCCGAGAAACACUGAUUCCAUGUGACUCUAUCAAGUGCUUCCUAUCUCCUCCAUCCUUCAAAUGGUCAUUUAUAGGAAAGUUGUCUGGAAUUCAUUUUUUUCCACAUUAAAAAAUGUCAUAAAUGGUGGUUAGCUUUUAAGCUCAAACACACUAACUUGUUUAACUUACAAUAAGAUGUUCCAAAGGUAGAAAUGAACUGCUAUUUAUAACUUUUUUUAAUAUACAAGAAAAUGAUUUGUGAAUUCCAAAUUGGAUUGCCAAGAAGACCCUGACGUGCUGCUGGCCCUCGGGGCUUCAGUCUCACCGUCAGUUACAUGAGGGGAAGAGCUUUCUAGAUCUGUCCCCUGGCAGGGACUUGCGGAGCAGAGCUGGGGUUAGAGGCCUGGGGUAAGGAGGAAAACAACCAGAGCAGAGCCUCUGGGCAGCAGUGACCACAUCACCUUACUUUUGUUCCCAUCUUCCCUCUUCCUUUCCCUCCUGGGGGCCGUGGGCAUGGGUUUAGAGAGCCCCGGGCAGUCUGGUCACUGGGAGGAGCAGCAGAAAAGUUUUUGCUCCUUUGAACCUGAUGGGGGAGGCCAUUUGCAUUUGGAAAAUGCUCUGUACAUUGGGAACUGCCUGUAUUUGGAAGCUUCAUUAACUCUUAGCAUCCUUUUCUCAACCUCCAAGCUGCAUUGAGAAAUUACUCAUCUGUAUUUUUAUUAAGCCUUAAAACUUUAUGUGUAUUUGGUGCCAACUUUUUGUAAAGCUGUAUCAAAAACAACAAACCUGUGCUCACAUCUCUGUGUAACUUUGAGAGGAGCAUUCUGUUAUUUUUACAAGGCAGGAGUGGGUGUAGCCGUUGAAUUAAACUUAGCAGUCACGUA
This is a messenger RNA of Physeter macrocephalus (sperm whale), 3430 nucleotides long. RefSeq names its product Jupiter microtubule associated homolog 2 (gene JPT2). Bases 277 to 969 code for a protein of 230 amino acids. NCBI's taxonomy places the organism in Eukaryota, Metazoa, Chordata, Mammalia, Artiodactyla, Physeteridae. The transcript has 7 exons. Gene Ontology annotation, cellular component: nucleus. The record is from RefSeq and is a predicted model, not a curated record.